Molecule: messenger RNA, 1485 nt
Organism: Strongyloides ratti
Lineage: Eukaryota; Metazoa; Nematoda; Chromadorea; Rhabditida; Strongyloididae
Product: Membrane bound O-acyl transferase, MBOAT family-containing protein
Exons: 2
Coding region: 1-1485 (494 amino acids)
Biological process (GO): lipid modification
Cellular component (GO): membrane
Molecular function (GO): acyltransferase activity
Source: RefSeq, a predicted model, not a curated record
AUGGAGGCUACAUUUUAUGAUGGAUGUAAAAUUUUUUUACCAUUAAGUAAACUUUUUGGUUUUGAUGUUAACUUUAUAAAUUUUGUAUUAUCUUUAUUGGUGUCUUUUGGAUUGGCAAAAUUUUUUGUUAAAUAUCUUACUAUAUUAGAUGUAUCAGUUAAUAUUAGAUCAUUAUAUACAGGUGGAUGUGGUAUAUUAAUAUGUUAUUUUAUGUAUGGAAAAGGAAUAAUUCAUCCAAUAAUAAUGUCAUUCUUAAAUUAUUGUAUUAUGGCAUAUUUUCCAAAAGAAUUGACAAUAAAGUUAUGUUUUAUUAUAUCAUUAAGUCAUUUAUUGAUAAUUCAUUUAAUAAGAUACAUUUAUGUUGAUAUUUAUACAAUUGAUAUAACAUCUGUUCUUAUGAUUAUGGUUCAAAAAUGUUGCUUAAUUAGUCUUGCUUUAGCUAAUGGAAGAGAUGAAAAAUUAGCUAAUAAUAAAGAAAAUUCUUUAAAAAGUAUUUCUGAGAUACCAGAUAUUUUGAUGUACAUUGCUUAUAUGUUUAAUUUUCAAACAUUUUUAACAGGACCAUCAUUUGAAUUUGUGGAUUUUAAAAAUUUUAUUGAAGGAAAACAUUAUAUUGAGAGGAAAGAAAAAAAAUCAAAUGUUGAAAAUAUUAUAAGAGAUAAAAUUAUUUAUGGAAAUAUGUUUUUAAUUAUAUACUUAAUAUUUAAAGAUUAUUCAUGUGAUAAUGUUUUAGCACAACAUAUUAUUCAAUUACCAUGGUAUCUUUGGAUUAUUUCAUGUCAAAUGGGUACUACUAUUUUAAGAGGUAGAUAUUAUUUUGCCUGGUACAUAUCAGAUGCUAUUUGUAAUAUCUCUGGAUUUGGUUUUAAUGGAUAUGAUGAAAAUGAUGAAGAAAAAUGGGAUCUUUGUACAAAUGUUAAUGUUAAAAAAGUUGAAUUAUCAUAUUCAUUAAAAGAAUGUAUAGAUAAUUGGAAUAUUGGAACAUGUAAAUGGCUUCGAUUAACUGUAUAUGAAAGAUUACCUGAAUCUUCUAGAACAAUGGGAACAUUUGUUUUGUCUGCCAUUUGGCAUGGUUUUCAUCCAGGAUAUUAUGUAACAUUUACCAUUGCAGCACUUUUUACAAAUGCAUCAAGAAUAUUUAGAAAAUAUUUUAGAUAUCAUUUUACCUCAUCUAAUGAUAAAAAACAAAUGUAUGAUAUUUUUACAUUUGUAGUUACUAGAUUAGCUAUAAUUUAUGGAGCAAUACCUUUUGCCUUGGAAACAUUUUAUAAAUCAACAGUUUUUUUAAAACAAUUCUACUUUUGUGGUCAUUUUAUUGCUUUAGCUGUCAUUUUUAUAGUACCAAAUAUUUUUGAAAAACCAUCAUUUAGUGAAAAUCAUACUAUUAAAAAAAACAAAAGUUCAUGUAACAAUAAUAAAAAUGAUGAGGUAUUUGUUGAUAAAACUCAGGAAUCUAUUAAAAGUGAUUGUAAGAAAUUAAAUUAA